AAUUCCGCUUUGCUAUAGUUCUAUAGCACCGAUUACUGGCUCUUUGACAACACUUUGUACUAAAUAGUGUAUUGCAGUGCAACAACGAUUUGUUAAAUUCCACUAUGCCAUAGUGAACCCCUUAUAUAGGCUUUGAGUCUCUUCUAACAUAAGAAACUACUUUCUAUUAGGGGUGAAAGUGAUAGUUGGAUAGUUGUAACUGCAUAACUGUCUUUCGGCUGUUCGUUGGAGUCCUUGCAGAUUGAGAGCUUCACUUUAUCUUCGAAUAGGCCCAAGGCUGAUUUUGGGUCAGCCCUUAAAGGAACCUUGGAUCGUAAGGAAGCCAAAUACCGGUCCAGAAAACAUGUAAACUGAGACUUAUUUUGGAUAAGUAACUGAUUUAUGAGGGAUUUUUAAAUAAUAGAAACUAAUGAUAUUUAUGAAAAAGUCCUUAUAAGUUUAUAGGUGUUUAUCUAGAAGUUAAAUGAGAAAGCUUAUGAAAAAAAUUAGAUACAACAGAUAAUUUUAGCUAAUGCAAGUUGUUUUUAAAUUUUAUUUUUGUAUAAGUGCUUAUGGAGAAGUUUGUCCAAACCGGCUUUCCAAGUCUUAUAAGCAAAAGCAAUACGCGUUUUAAAUAAUUUAGCAUAGUUUGCGACUAACGAGUAACACGUUUUUGCAUUCGUUUUCCUUAUUUGAUUUGCAGAGAGACGGUUAAAAAGUUCUGAGAAUCAGAAUAAAUUAGCUGUCUUUUGUCCGUUCAUCACUGGCACCGUUGGAUUCAUGUAAUCGGCCACUUACUAGAAAAAGACUUUGGUUGCUGAGAUUAUUAUAAUAUUCCAUUUUUAUUGUGUAAUUUUUGCGUGUGCAUAUAUACUUUCAUGUUCUACUAUAUUUAGCCGAAUUUUGUCAUUUUUAGAUAAAUCGAACUAAUUUAUUUGUUGCCUAUAUGAGAAAAGAAAGUAAAUGGUUUUGCUCAAUUUAAGAGAUAUAUAUUUCAAUAGGAGUCAUGAUGAGUUUGUUGAACAUGGUAUUUUGCAAACAAAUUGUGCCUAUCUGUCAUCAAGUGUAACGCAUUCUCAUUCACGAGCUUCGCAUGAUAGGCGGAGACAUAGCGCGUGAAUGCUAGAGUGACUCAACAGAGGCGUUCAUUAGUACGAGUCCAAUCUAAGUAUAUAUAUGCCUUUUGUGUGUGAAUAGAUACUUAUUAUAAGUUUGUAAGUCAGUGUUUCCGAAAAAAUCUUGCUGUACUUGUAUAGAAUCGGGUGAUUCAAAGAGCAGGUCCUUGCCAUUCUUUGCGUUAUUCAUUCAAGAUCUCUUUAGUUGUGGACAUUGGUCCCAAAUAAUACUGCACUUCUAUAAAUCUUCAGAAACCGGGAAUUCAAGUCAAAAUGAGGGUAAGAUCAUCAUCAUACAUUAAUUUGGUGGACUUGGUGUCAGGGGAUAUUUUCAAUUUCCGUCAACCUCCUCAGCGAGCUAUGAGUGUUCCUGCAAUUGUGUCUGAUGUAGAUGAUAAACAAAGCAGCAAUGAUGACGAUUCAAAUGGUUUCUCUUCAGAACAAUGUCGCAAGAUGAUAGUAGUAGCAAAUUUUCUUCCUCUGAAUGCUAAAAAGGAUGACAUUUCUGGCAGAUGGUGUUUUAGUUAUGAUGAAGAUUCGAUUUUUUGGCAGUUAAAGGAUGGUCUCUCUUCUGAUAUCGAUGUUGUUUACGUGGGAUCUCUUGAGGUUGAUGUUGAUGAAAGCGAGCAAGAGGAAGUUUCCCUUCAGUUGCUGGAGGAAUUCAACUGUGUGCCUACUUUUAUUCCUUCAGAAAUACAGAAACAGUUUUACGACGGAUUCUGCAAGAAUUAUUUGUGGCCUCUAUUCCAUUACAUGCUGCCUGGGCAUCCAGGUUAUUGCAAUCGCUUUGAUAGGUCACUUUGGCAGGCUUAUGUUUCUGCUAACAAAAUAUUUGCUGAUAAAGUCACGGAGGUCCUUAAUCCGACAAAUGAUUAUGUGUGGGUUCAUGACUAUCAUCUUAUGGUUCUUCCGUCAUUUCUGCGGAGGCGGUUUACUCGUGUCAGGCUAGGCUUUUUCCUCCACAGUCCGUUUCCUUCAUCCGAAAUUUAUCGAACUCUGCCAGUCAGAACUGAAAUUUUGAAAGCACUGCUUAAUGUAGAUUUGAUUGGUUUUCACACAUUUGAUUAUGCUCGUCAUUUUCUGUCUGUCUGCAGUCGAAUGCUUGGCUUGGAAUAUGAAUCCAGAAGGGGUUACAUUGGACUCGAAUACUUUGGCCGUACAAUAUUCGUUAAAAUAUUGCCUGCUGGGGUUCAUAUGGGUCGCAUUCAAUCUGCUUUAGAUCACCCUUCUGCCUCUAUCAAAGCUAGAGAAGUCUGCAAGCAAUUUAAGGGGAAAAAACUUAUAAUUGGUGUUGAUGAUAUUGACAUCCACAAAGGCGUGAGCUUGAAGUUCUUCGCGGUCGAGCAACUAUUGAAGGAAGAUCCGUUACUGCAGGGUCAGUUAAUAUUGGUCCAAAUUUUAAAUCCUCCAAGGAGCGAUGGGAAAGAUGUUGAGGAAGCAAAGAAGGAGGUGUAUGCAAUUGCCGAAAAGAUAAAUGAAAGGUUUGGUUUCCCGAGUUAUAAACCUGUGGUCAUCAUUGAUCAUUACAUUCCUUUCCAUGAGAAGGCAGCUUAUUAUGCUUUGGCUGAUUGUUGCAUUGUGAAUGCGGUGCGGGACGGUAUGAAUUUGAUUCCAUACAAGUACAUUGUGUGCAGACAGGGGAGUUCUAAAAUGGACGAAGAGUUGGAUAUCAAUUCCGACUCCCCUCGGACAAGUGCAGUCGUUGUUUCUGAGUUUGUAGGUUGCUCGCCGUCUCUUAGUGGGGCAAUCAGGGUGAAUCCAUGGGACAUAAAUGCUGUUGCUGAAGCUUUGAAGUUGGCUAUCACAAUGUCCAACAAAGAGAAACAACAUCGGCACGAGAAGAACUAUCAAUAUGUUAGUUCUCAUGAUGUGGCUUAUUGGGCCCAACGUUUUGAGCAAGACCUAGUGUUCUCGUGUAAGGAUCAUUAUACGAAACUUUGCUGGGGUGUUGGCUUCGGCUUGGAUUUCAGAGUUUUGUCCCUCUUUCCUGGGUUCAAGAAGCUGUCCAAAGACCAUGUUGUUUCGGCAUAUAAAAGGACAAACUGCAGAGCGAUCUUUUUGGAUUAUGACGGUACAAUUGUACCUCAGGGUUUCAUCAAUGGAGCCCCCCGUCCUGAAGUCGUAUCUGUGCUAAACAAUCUCUGCAGUGACCCUAACAACACUGUGUUUAUUGUCAGUGGCCGAGGGAAAACUUCAUUGGACAAAUGGUUUGAUCAAUGUGAGAAUCUUGGUCUAGCAGCCGAGCACGGUUAUUUUAUAAGGUGGGAUGAAAAAUCAAGUUGGAAAAUGAGUCAUGUUAGCACAGAUUUUGCAUGGAAAGGUAUUGCUGAACCUGUGAUGAGAUCAUAUACUGAGGCAACAGAUGGCUCCUACAUAGAGACCAAAGAGAGUGCAUUGGUGUGGCAUUAUAAUGAUGCUGAUUCUGAUUUUGGAUCUUGGCAAGCCAAAGAGCUUUUGGACCAUCUUGAAAAUGUUCUUGCAAAUGAGCCUGUAGUUGUUAAAAAGGGGAUGUAUAUUGUUGAAGUCAAGCUUCAGGGGAUAACUAAAGGGCUAGUUGUAGAGCAAGUUUUGUCUACACUAACAAAGAACGGUAAAUCGCCGGAUUUCGUUCUGUGCAUUGGUGAUGAUAGAUCUGAUGAGGACAUGUUUGAGAGCAUAUUAAACAAAAGUUAUGGUGGUGAAACUGAAACCUCAUCUUCAGCAGCAGAAAUAUUUGCAUGUACUGUUGGACAAAAACCAAGCAAAGCUAGAUACUACUUGGAUGAUAGUGUGAAAGUGAUGAUGUUACUUCAAGGUCUUGGUGCUGCUGCUGCUGAGGCUGCUGCAAAAGUUUCUGCUGAAACCUCUUCUGAAGUUUGUUCUGAAGAUGUUGUUUGAAAAUGUGCACUAUUUUUGCUGUCUUGACAACAGCAUAGGAUAGAGAUACAUUGGGUUAUUGUUAUGUUUUUAUUAUUGUUUCUGUUUUCUGCUAAAAUAAGUACCAAAGAUUGUUUCAAAUUCUGAUUGAUUGCUUUUUAGUUUUGAUUUUAGAGAAUGUUGCGGCUUUAGGUUCAGAAACUUGGCGCAAGAGAUUUAAAUAUUUGAGAAAUCAUUUUUGCAUGAAUGAUUGAAUGUCAGAAUCUCAAUUUA
Molecule: messenger RNA, 4223 nt
Organism: Cicer arietinum (chickpea)
Lineage: Eukaryota; Viridiplantae; Streptophyta; Magnoliopsida; Fabales; Fabaceae
Source: RefSeq, a predicted model, not a curated record